This is a messenger RNA of Colletotrichum lupini, 4002 nucleotides long. RefSeq names its product GTP cyclohydrolase II. Gene Ontology annotation, biological process: translation. Gene Ontology annotation, molecular function: structural constituent of ribosome. NCBI's taxonomy places the organism in Eukaryota, Fungi, Ascomycota, Sordariomycetes, Glomerellales, Glomerellaceae. Bases 1 to 4002 code for a protein of 1333 amino acids. The record is from RefSeq and is a predicted model, not a curated record. Gene Ontology annotation, cellular component: ribosome. The transcript has 35 exons.
AUGAGCCACCCUACCGUUGACGAUGGCUCUUUGGCCGAAGUCAUAAACUCCUUGAAAUCCAUCCAGCAGACUCAGUCUGACCUUGUGGCUGCUGUCGACUUGCUGAACCAACGAUACCAACAGCUGCCUGUUGGUUCUGAUGCAGCCACACUCGAUCCGAAUCCAUCCCUCAGCGAGAUCCCUGAAAGAUCUCGAACCCCCGAGCCUUCCGAUGCCGUUGGUGAAUCUGCCAAGAGCUCUUCGUCCGAUUUGACCUUGCAGGCCCCAGCUUUGCCCUCGUCACCCAGCCAGCGAUCCGGCCUCACUUCCCGCAUCAUCCUAACGACUUAUCCAAAGCAGAUCGGCAUCAACCCUCUCCCCAUGAAUUGGGGCGAAUCGGACCCCCAUCGUCGUGGGCCAGUUGUUGUUUCUCGUUCAUCUACCACUAUUGGAAGACGUAACGGUCCCUGUCGGAGGUCACCCAGUGACGGUGGUUCUUACUCCAUCUACUAUGCCCUGGCUGUUGCCAGCAAGCAACUUAAUCUCGAGCAUAGACCCGACUUCACCAACACGGAGCCGGCUGCUAAGAUUGGCCCCUUCCCUCAAUGGGGAGAUCCCAAGAAGAUCGUCGCCAUGGAUCCCUGGGGCCAUCUGUCUCCCUGGCUCUUCAAGGACACUAUCGAGAAGCACAACGUCGACAUUCGCCCAACCAUCGCCAUCACUAAGGCACAUAUGAAGCUUCCCGAGCUGGAGGAGAGUGUCAAGAGUGGAAGACUUGUUCCUGACGGCAAAGUCUGCUUGAACGAGCUUGGAGAGCUGGCCGUAACCAAGUUCGCCGUCGAGCCGGUUUGGUAUCUCCCCGGCGUAGCUGAAAGAUUCGGCAUCGAUGAGGGGGCCUUGCGAAGGUCUCUUUUCGAACACACUGGUGGCAGCUACCCCGAGUUGAUUACCCGCAACGAUAUUAAAGUGUUUCUGCCCCCCAUAGGUGGUCUGACAGUAUACUGUUUCGGCGACCCGGCCAAAAUGUCCGACGAGUCAGUACGACUGGCAUUGCGAAUCCACGAUGAGUGCAAUGGUAGCGACGUUUUUGGAUCCGAUAUCUGCACAUGUCGCCCUUAUCUCAUAUUCGGCAUCGAAGAGGCAGUCAAGGAGGCGCAGAAUGGCGGGAGUGGUGUCGUUAUUUACUUCCGAAAAGAGGGCAGAGCCCUCGGUGAAGUGACCAAGGUGAGCAAUGCCGAACUACACGCGGGCGACCGAGGCUGCACGUUUCAUGAUAGGCUGCUAACUGACCACGAAGUCGUGUACAACGCUCGUAAGCGCGGAGAAGACCGAGCAUCGGACUACUUUAAGAGGACAGAGAACAUUGCUGGAGUGAAGGAUAUGCGAUUCCAGGCUCUCAUGCCCGAUAUCCUGCACUGGCUCGGAAUCCGCAAGAUCGACAGAAUGCUGAGCAUGAGCAAGUCAGUAGCUCCUCCCCAUCCGAGAUACCAUGACGCUAACGUGAACCACAACAGCAUGAAACAUGAUGCCAUUGUAGGACAAGGAAUUCCCAUUCACGAGCGUGUCGAGCUCCCCGAGGAGUGGAUUCCCGCAGAUUCUCGCGUCGAGAUUGAUGCAAAGAUUACUGCAGGAUACUUCACCGCCGGAAAGCGCAUGACCGAAGAAGAGUUAAGAGCUCUCCUGCAGAGAUGGCAUUCGCUAGUAGGAGGGGCAAGUAAAGGCAGCAUCGCCAACUUCAGCUCCUAUACAAGUCGGUGCAGUGUUGGCCUCUGCAUGGAACACCUGCACCAUUGCCGACAGCAUCUUGGACCGGUAGAUGGGAGCCAGACAGAUGCGACGCUUGUGGUCAGAAACCAACCCCGCGCCCAAGCCGCGAGAGUCUACCAGUGUCCAGAGGCGACGAUCGGCCGUGAUGGUCGCACCACUCGGCUGCGAAGAAACCAGGCUGGGGUAUGGAUAGGACCGACCUUGUCUCAUGUCCUUGACCGGUCUGGAAAUGUCAUAGCCAUGGGCGGUCUUGAUUGGGUUCGACUGAGCGGGACCUCAUGGGAAAUGGUCAACGAAGCGGUUGGCAACCCCACAAUGGCUGCAGGCACACAUAGUUGGGAGCCGGUUCCCCAUCAGGCACCGGCCAUGUGGUCCAAUGAUGGGACGCUGGUACUGUCAGCGGAAAACCGUCGACCGGGCUCGCCCGUCCCCAAGGAACCGACAUUCCCGCCGAGUAGCCGGAGCAAUCAUGGUUCCUUACCAUCCCAGAGCUGUUGCAUUCUUGCAAAUUCGAUCGCCGCCGUGCCAUUAUCGGUCUCACCCAGACUUGUGCCAGGAUAUUUGUUCAACGCGAUGGCGACCGUUUCCCGGGACCUUCGGGACACGGACGGUGUGCGGAGGAGAGAGGCAUCACCUCGGCCGGACCGUCGACGUCGACCAAGGCUCCUACGAGCCAGCGCGACGGAACCUACCAUCACAACGACAUCCAAUGCCAGCCGUGGCGCCAUUUCGAGCCCGCAAUCGUCUCAAAGGGCCACCGAACUCCUCAGCCGCGUUGCCGUAUGUUCGGGUCAUGCUCCCGAAUACUCACCGACGUCGGUGGCCGCUCCCCAUAUGGCGUCGCUCAGCGCCGAAGACAUGACCAUUCCAACUACAAAUCGAGUCCAGGGCCAUCGAGAACACCUAUCUUACUCGAACGGCUAUUUCAGCUUUCCAAACUUUGAUGCGUGGGAUGGAGAACGGCGCAGUGAUGACAAGGAAGAGGACCGCCAGGGCGUUGAUUUUGGGUCGGAAUCGUUUGAGGAGUUACGCAUCUUUACUCUGAGAGACGCGAAAGCCGCGUUUGUAAAUCUCGGUAAGGCGGGAGACCCGUUCACCGAUCACCACAAUGUGGAGGCACAGGGCAUCACACCCACCUCACCUUGCCCCAAAGGCGGGGCAAAGUUCCAACAGUUUGUACCUGUAAGGCCUUCCAUCUUGACUAGGGGGCCGGAGUAUUGUGAUGACAUGUCACUGGCCAAGAAGUGGAACUCUUGGGGCUGGCUUCAGCGCCAAAGAAUUCUGAUUACUGUGCUUCUCGCUGACGAGGUCCACGAGGUGCUUGCCCUGGCGUGGUCGGGGCAGGGGCAUGCACACCACACAUUCUCGCAUCUUGAAUUUUAUCACCAGCGAAACCACCACCCCUCCAAACCUUUCAACUACUCAACGUUCAUCCGCCAGACAAUUAACAGCCGCCCAAAAUGGCUGUGGGAAACAGCUAACCAGUUUUUCCCUCGCAGGAACAAGAGAUUGUCCAAGGGCAAGAAGGGUCUCAAGAAGAAGACCGUGGACCCCUUCUCCCGCAAGGACUGGUACCAGAUCAAGGCCCCCGCGCCUUUCAACGUUCGCGAUGUCGGCAAGACCCUGGUCAACAGAACCACCGGUCUCAAGAACGCCAACGACGCCUUGAAGGGCCGCAUUCUGGAGGUCUCUCUGGCCGAUCUCCAGAAGGAUGAGGAUCACGCUUUCCGCAAGGUUAAGCUCCGUGUCGACGAGGUCCAGGGCAAGAACUGCCUGACCAACUUCCACGGCCUCGACUUCACCUCCGACAAGCUCCGUUCCCUCGUCCGCAAGUGGCAGACUCUCAUUGAGGCCAACGUCACCGUCAAGACCACCGACGACUACCUCCUCCGCCUCUUCGCCAUUGCUUUCACCAAGCGCCGCCCCAACCAGAUCAAGAAGACCACAUAUGCUGCCUCUUCGCAAAUCCGUGCCAUCCGUCGCAAGAUGACUGAGAUCAUCCAGCGCGAGGCCUCUACCUGCACUCUCACCCAGCUGACCUCCAAGCUCAUCCCCGAGGUCAUCGGCCGUGAGAUCGAGAAGUCUACCCAGGGCAUCUACCCCCUGCAGAACGUCCACAUCCGUAAGGUCAAGCUUCUCAAGCAGCCCAAGUUCGAUCUCGGUGCCCUCAUGGGUCUCCACGGCGAGUCUGGCACCGACGACCAGGGACAGAAGGUUGAGCGGGAGUUCAAGGAGCGCGUUCUUGAGGAGGUUUAA